Messenger RNA from Racocetra persica, 811 nucleotides. The record is from the annotation of a GenBank genome assembly. NCBI's taxonomy places the organism in Eukaryota, Fungi, Glomeromycota, Glomeromycetes, Diversisporales, Gigasporaceae.
GAAUUCCAUGGAAAUCAUUGAAGCAACAAGAGAUGCCAUCGAUUUUAAAGCAGUAGCAACUAUAACUAAUGUUUCUAAAUUUUCAAAUAUCGAAAUUGACAUUGGUAGCAAUGUCGAAUUUGAUUUAAUAUCUGUUCAAAAUAUUACAAUUGCAAAAAUAACCAUAGAAGAUUUUCAAAUAAACUAUGAAAAUAAAUCUACUAUUGUUAGAUUAAAAUAUAUAGAGAGCUAUUUAAACGGAAGAGAUAAUCUUUUAUCCAUUAAAGCAACCAAUAUGACAACUUCGAUAUCUCUAUUACAAAAAGCUUUUGAAACUAUAAAAUUAGAAGUUGUUAUUCCGGGCUUAGGUGUUCCGUUGAUUAACGAAAUGGAAGUCGCUUUUACUUCUAAAGACUCAUUUAAUCUUCAUAAUCCGCUUAAAACUAGAUUACAUUUAUUUGGUUUUAAUGCUAAAGUUUUUAAUGAGUUUAAUGAACAGAUUGCAACUGCAACAAAAAGACCUAGUGACAUUGGAAUUGUUGUUGAACCGGGACAAACUGAGAAAAUUCAAGUUGAAAGUUCGAAUAUAGAUAUAAAAAAUGCUAUUAAAAAUAUCAAGGAUUGUGUUAAAGGUGUAAAAGAGAAUUUGGAAUGUGUUCUAAUGUUUGGCAUUGGUGAAAAUAAUCUUUAUAGAAUCGAUUUGAAUUAUUUACCCAAAGAAGAAAUUUCAUACAGGCUUAAUUUCUAUCACCAAUUUUCCAUGCAUGGCAUUCCAAUUUUCCUAGGCACAGGUAGUUUAUGUCUGUACCUGAUUUUAUCUAUCUUAUUGUGA